Messenger RNA from Thermochaetoides thermophila DSM 1495, 699 nucleotides. RefSeq names its product carbonate dehydratase-like protein. Gene Ontology annotation, biological process: mitochondrial fission. NCBI's taxonomy places the organism in Eukaryota, Fungi, Ascomycota, Sordariomycetes, Sordariales, Chaetomiaceae. The transcript is spliced from 2 exons. Gene Ontology annotation, cellular component: mitochondrion. Bases 1 to 699 code for a protein of 232 amino acids. The record is from RefSeq and is a predicted model, not a curated record.
AUGAAACUUUCUUCGAGGAACUGGUUGAGGGAUAAUUCCAAUGUCCGAUACGCAGCAUAUGCUUCACGCUUCAGGACAAUCCUCCUAUCUGCCCAUCGUUACGUUGCCUACACUUCGGACAUAGGCGAGUCAUUUCGUCCAGUCGCCCAUCCGUACCUUGUUCGUGCUGCCUACGGCGUGUCAUGGAUUUACAUCCUCGGCGACGUCAGCUAUGAAGGGUACAAGGCGUACCUGCACAACCAGCGCGUCUUGAAUCCGAAUCUCGAGCUCACAGCCCAACAACAGCAAAUGUUUGGUUUGGACGUGACCUCCAAUGGUUCUUCACCUGCUCCCACAGCAACAUCCGGGAAGGUCCCUCCUUUGGAAGACUACCGGACAGUGAUGCUGCAGCGGGGUAUCUUCCAGAGCAUUGCCAGUAUGGGGCUUCCUGCGUUCACAAUUCACAGCGUGGUCCGGUACAGCGGUCGCGCCAUGAAGAAUGUCAAGAAUGCCACUGUCAGGACGUGGGUCCCAAUUGGUCUCGGAUUGUCUGUGGUCCCUUUCCUUCCUAAGAUCUUCGACAAGCCGGUUGAGAACGCUGUCGAGUGGACCUUCCACAAGGCUUUUGAGAAGUUUGGUGGGCACGAGGCCGUCGGUAACUCGCCGCUUAUCGGCAGGGAGAAGCAGCUGUCGGAGCGGCCGAAGGAAAAGAGAGAGUGA